AUGGACGAUGGCCUCGACAUUCCCGAGGAGUCCAUGCGACACAUUGAGGCAUUGCUGGCGAGACACCCACCACAUAUGAUCCAGCAAAUGUUUUCGCAGACACUGGCCUCACAACCGCGCUCGUAUCCUGCUGGCCUUGACCCCACGCGACCCGUGCCUGCCCUCUUGACCCCGGCCUCCGACGUCAGCAGUCCCCUUGAUGUGAAGCCCGAACCAAGCUUCACCCCUACAGACGAUAUCAGCGUCGCAUCGCCUGUCACGACUGCCGACAAUAAGGAUCAAAGUCAGUCUGGCGAGCCGUACAUGUUCUGUACUUAUUGCGCCGAGCAAAAAUCGCUCAAAACUUUCAAGGCAAAGUCGGACUGGAAAAAGCAUGAAAUGAGGAUGCACGAGACGGGAGAGGACUGGCCCUGUAUCGUCAUUGGCUGUAACCGCAUCUUUGAUCGACAGAAGGAUUUUGUCAAGCAUCAUCAGCGCUAUCACUCCGGACGACCCCUGCCAUCUCUCACUGAUAUUGGCAUUACCUUGUUGCCAAGAAGGGUAUUUGGCUGUGGCUUCGACAAGUGUAAAGAGGUCAGCAUCGGCUGGGAUGAGCGUUGUGAUCACGUUGCGAAGCAUAUGAAGAAUGGUGCCACCUUCGACCAGUGGAAGUAUUCCAACAUUCUGAUUGGCAAUUCCAACCCACAACUAUCCCGCUCACGACUAGCCUCCAUCAACGCUGCUCUUAUUAGAGUCACUCAAACCGCAGGCCACAGCGCAAAUUAUGACUGUGGAUCAUCUCCAUUCAUCGAACCAGAAUCACCAGCAGUCGACACGACAAAUCGCCGCAUCAGCUACAUGGAUGUCGACCCUGGAGAUUAUCUUGACGUUGCCCAGCCUGUCAUCCCGGAUAUGGCCCAUCCAAUGAGUGCACCCUCGAUGAACCCGCCGCAUCCCCAAGUUCCAGCACUGGACCACCACCACCACCAACAACAACAACAACAACAACAGCAGCAAACAAACACAACCGCCGACGAAUUCACUGAUCAAGCCAAGCCUCCAGCCAAUCCUCUGGGAUGGUGCUACCCCAGCUACUUCGAUGCCGCCCCACAGUUUGAGGAGUCGCAAUACUACGAAAGGCCUUCCUUUGGCUCAAUGAUUUCCAAGCCACUGCAUAAAAUUGGAAACAGGCUCAAUAACUCCAGGCAAAACUCACCGCACGCAUCACAUAUGCAGUCAGCGUCGCAAAUGAGUCAAGAACCUGAAAUGGGCGCAGAUUUUGCACUUCAGAAUCCUGUAGCCGCCAUGGGCAUGCGCCAUCCUCCUCACCAUACCCAACAACAGCAUUUGCCACAACAUAUACCACAACAACAGCAACACCCUCAAUACCACGCCAUGUCGCAAGCGCCACAACAACACUACCGUAAUGUCCCACCAAUGCAUGAUCAACAACUCCAUCUCUUUACGAAUCAAGGUUGA
Messenger RNA from Parastagonospora nodorum SN15, 1458 nucleotides. RefSeq lists its product as hypothetical. The coding region runs from base 1 to 1458 and encodes 485 amino acids. NCBI's taxonomy places the organism in Eukaryota, Fungi, Ascomycota, Dothideomycetes, Pleosporales, Phaeosphaeriaceae. The transcript is spliced from 3 exons. The record is from RefSeq and is a predicted model, not a curated record.